AAUUAACAUACAGAAGAAGUUUUAUAAUGCGUGUCACUUUAGAAUAUUCCGAAUAUCACGAUAGCGUAAUGUGAAACACCCGUACAAGAAAUGGGGUCUACAUAUUAUGAAAUAUAGAAAGAGUUUUCUUAAUUGGAAAAGAGGCAAUAUGUAUGUACAAUUUCUUUAAGGCUAGCCGUAUUAUGAAAGCGAAAUCUUAGACUUGUUUAACGAGUUCGAAGGAUUCUCUUAUCCGCCCAGUUUUUUAAAAAGCAGGAAGUUCAAAAGUACAGCAAGGUUUUGUGAAACAUGGACAUGUUUCUAAAAGGGAUUUGUGUGAUUGUUUUGUCCCUUUUACUUGGAAGUGUGCACACUGAAGAUAGUGGUAUUCAGAAUGCUGAAAAUAAAAACGUUCGAGGUAGAACUACACAUUCAGUAAAUGGAAACGCCGUGCCGCCUAAUUCGCCGCCUCCUUCGCCGUCUGUUCCUUCUGGAAAUGGUACAAAAACUGUAAAGGAAAUGUCAACGCCGUCUUCAAUGUCUGGAAAAAGUACAAAAACUGUAAAGGAAAUGUCAACGCCGUCUCCUAUGACUGGAAUUAGUACAGAAACUUUAAAAGAAAUUCCAACGCCGUCUCCUAUGACUGGUAACAUGAUUCAAUCUUACAUUUUUGCAAAAGUAUUCGAAUCUCUAUCCGGAAAUAGUACAAAAACUGUAAAGGAAAUGUCAACGCCAUCUCCUAUGACUGGAAUUAGUACAGAAACUUUAAAAGAAAUUUCAACGCCGUCUCCUAUGACUGGAAUUAGUACAGAAACUUUAAAAGAAAUUCCAACGCCGUCUCCUAUGACUGGUAACAUGAUCCAAUCUUACAUUUUUGCAAAACUAUUCAAAUCUCUAUCCGGAAUUAGUACAGAAACUUUAAAUGAAAUUCCAACGCCGUCUCCUAUGACUGGAAUUAGUACAGAAACUUUAAAAGAAAUUCCAACGCCGUCUCCUAUGACUGGUAACAUGAUUCAAUUUUACAUUUUUGCAAAAGUAUUCGAAUCUCUAUCCGGAAUUAGUACAGAAACUUUAAAUGAAAUUCCAACGCCGUCUCCUAUGACUGGAAUUAGUACAGAAACUUUAAAAGAAAUUCCAACGCCGUCUCCUAUGACUGGUAACAUGAUUCAAUUUUACAUUUUUGCAAAAGUAUUCGAAUCUCUAUCCGGAAAUAGUACAAAAACUGUAAAGGAAAUGUCAACGCCGUCUCUUAUGACUGGAAUUAGUACAGAAACUUUAAACGAAAUUCCAACACCGUCUCCUAUGACUGGAAAUAGUACAAAAACUGUAAAGGAAAUGUCAACGCCGUCUCCUAUGACUGGAAUUAGUACAGAAACUUUAAACGAAAUUCCAACGCCGUCUCCUAUCACUGGAAAUAGUACAAAAACUGUAAAGGAAAUGUCAACGCCGUCUCAUAUGACUGAAAUUAGUACCGAAACUUUAAACGAAAUUCCAACGCCGUCUCCUGUGACUGGAAAUAGUACAAAAACUGUAAAGGAAAUGUCAACACCGUCUCCUUCGAUUGGAAAUAGUACAGAAACUGUUUGUAUAGAAAUACAAACGCCAUCUUCAAUGUCUGGAAAUGGUACAAAACCUGUAAAGGAAAUGUCAACACCGUCUCUUUUGAUUGAAAAUAGUACAGAAACUGUACAAGAAAUGCAAACGCCUUCUUCAAUGUCUGGGCCGGAAGAUCCAACUUGUUCCGCGGGACUGAUAACAGCAUCUACCAAAGACAGAAUUGAUAUUGAUCUUACAAAGAUUAAUACUGGUGAAAACACGAUGCAGGUCUGUAUUUAUUAUGAUCCACCGUCCACCCUCGGAAAUGUGUCAUGUGUAAGCAAAGACUUGCUGAAUACAACAAUAUCAGGACUUCUACCAGGAACUCGGUACUCAUUUUCCAUAUAUGCUUUGAUAACAAACAAUGGACAAGACAUAAAGAGCUUGGACGGAUGCAAGAAUUUCUCCCAGUUUACAAGGCCGGAAGAUCCAACUUGUUCCGAGGGACUGAUAACAGCAUCUACCAAAGAUAGAAUUGAUAUUAAUCUUACAAAGAUUGAUACGGGUGAAAACACGGAACAGGUCUGUGUUUAUUAUGAUCCACCGUCCACGCUCGGAAAUGUGUCAUGUGUAAACAAAGAGUUGUUGAAUACAACGAUAUCAGGACUUCUACCAGGAACUCGGUACUCAUUUUCCAUAUAUGCUUUGAUAACAAACAAUGGACAAGACAUAAAGAGCUUGGGCGGAUGCAAUAAUUUCUCCCAGUUUACAAGGCCAAAAGAUCCAACUUGUUCCGAGGGACUGAUAACAGCAUCUACCAAAGAUAGAAUUGAUAUUAAUCUUACAAAGAUUGAUACGGGUGAAAACACGGAACAGGUCUGUAUUUAUUAUGAUCCACCGCCCACUUCCGGGAAUGUGUCAUGUGUAAACAAAGACUUGCUGAAUACAACGAUAUCAGGACUUCUACCAGGAACUCGGUACUCAUUUUCCAUAUAUGCUUUGAUAACAAACAAUGGACAAGAUAUAAAGAGCUUGGGCGGAUGCAAGAAUUUCUCCCGUUUUACAAGGCCAAAAGAUCCAACUUGUUCCGAGGGACUGAUAACAGCAUCUACCAAAGAUAGAAUUGAUAUUAAUCUUACAAAGAUUGAUACGGGUGAAAACACGGAACAGGUCUGUAUUUAUUAUGAUCCACCGUCCACGCUCGGAAAUGUGUCAUGUGUAAACAAAGACUUGCUGAAUACAACGAUAUCAGGACUUCUACCAGGAACUCGGUACUCAUUUUCCAUAUAUGCUUUGAUAACAAACAAUGGACAAGACGUAAUGAGUUUGGACGGAUGCAAGAAUUUCUCCCAGUUUACAAGGCCAAAAGAUCCAACUUGUUCCGAGGGACUGAUAACAGCAUCUACCAAAGAUAGAAUUGAUAUUAAUCUUACAAAGAUUGAUACGGGUGAAAACACGGAACAGGUCUGUAUUUAUUAUGAUCCACCGUCCACGCUCGGAAAUGUGUCAUGUGUAAACAAAGACUUGCUGAAUACAACGAUAUCAGGACUUCUACCAGGAACUCGGUACUCAUUUUCCAUAUAUGCUUUGAUAACAAACAAUGGACAAGACGUAAUGAGUUUGGACGGAUGCAAGAAUUUCUCCCAGUUUACAAGGCCAAAAGAUCCAACUUGUUCCGAGGGACUGAUAACAGCAUCUACCAAAGAUAGAAUUGAUAUUAAUCUUACAAAGAUUGAUACGGGUGAAAACACGGAACAGGUCUGUAUUUAUUAUGAUCCACCGUCCACGCUCGGAAAUGUGUCAUGUGUAAACAAAGACUUGCUGAAUACAACGAUAUCAGGACUUCUACCAGGAACUCGGUACUCAUUUUCCAUAUAUGCUUUGAUAACAAACAAUGGACAAGACGUAAUGAGUUUGGACGGAUGCAAGAAUUUCUCCCAGUUUACAAGGCCAAAAGAUCCAACUUGUUCCGAGGGACUGAUAACAGCAUCUACCAAAGAUAGAAUUGAUAUUAAUCUUACAAAGAUUGAUACGGGUGAAAACACGGAACAGGUCUGUAUUUAUUAUGAUCCACCGUCCACGCUCGGAAAUGUGUCAUGUGUAAACAAAGACUUGCUGAAUACAACGAUAUCAGGACUUCUACCAGGAACUCGGUACUCAUUUUCCAUAUAUGCUUUGAUAACAAACAAUGGACAAGACGUAAUGAGUUUGGACGGAUGCAAGAAUUUCUCCCAGUUUACAAGGCCAAAAGAUCCAACUUGUUCCGAGGGACUGAUAACAGCAUCUACCAAAGAUAGAAUUGAUAUUAAUCUUACAAAGAUUGAUACGGGUGAAAACACGGAACAGGUCUGUAUUUAUUAUGAUCCACCGUCCACGCUCGGAAAUGUGUCAUGUGUAAACAAAGACUUGCUGAAUACAACGAUAUCAGGACUUCUACCAGGAACUCGGUACUCAUUUUCCAUAUAUGCUUUGAUAACAAACAAUGGACAAGACGUAAUGAGUUUGGACGGAUGCAAGAAUUUCUCCCAGUUUACAAGGCCAAAAGAUCCAACUUGUUCCGAGGGACUGAUAACAGCAUCUACCAAAGAUAGAAUUGAUAUUAAUCUUACAAAGAUUGAUACGGGUGAAAACACGGAACAGGUCUGUAUUUAUUAUGAUCCACCGUCCACGCUCGGAAAUGUGUCAUGUGUAAACAAAGACUUGCUGAAUACAACGAUAUCAGGACUUCUACCAGGAACUCGGUACUCAUUUUCCAUAUAUGCUUUGAUAACAAACAAUGGACAAGACGUAAAGAGCUUGGACGGAUGCAAGAAUUUCUCCCAGUUUACAAGGCCAAAAGAUCCAACUUGUUCCCAGGGACUGAUAACAGCAUCUACCAAAGAUGGAAUUGAUAUUGAUCUUACAAAGAUUGAUACGGGUGAAAACACGGAGCAGGUCUGUAUUUAUUAUGAUCCACCGUCCACUUAUCAAGGAAAUGUCUCAUGUGUAAACAAAGACUUGCUGAAUACAACGAUAUCAGGACUUCUACCAGGAACUCGGUACUCAUUUUCCAUACAUGCUUUAAUAACAAACAAUGGACAAGACAUAAAGAGCUUGGACGGAUGCAAGAAUUUCUCCCAGUUUACAAGACCAAAUAACCCUGACUGCACAUCAGCUGUUAUCUCAAACAUUGGAGCAUACGACUUUACACUAAAUCUUACUGCCAUGAAAACUGUGGAUGCUACGGGGUAUGUGGUGGAAUACACAACCACUGACACACAGAAGAAUGCCACAUUUACUUCACAUUCACUUGUUCAACAAUUGUCCAAUCUGACAUCAGGAUCAUUGCAUACUGUCACGAUAUAUUCCAUCGGAAUCCGAGGUCUUCUUAGUUUACAUGGCUGCACAAAAACGUCGUACUCCAGGCCCACCAUACCUGCAGAUAAUGUUAGAAUUUACAAUGACACCUCCUACGUAGCUAUAGAAUGGACUCACUUAGAUGGGAAUGUCGAGAAGUAUACCGUAGAGAAAAGUUGUUCAUGUGAAAACAGUUCCUGCAUGUCUUGUACUCCUAGUGUCGCAAUUUCCAAAACCACAGACUUAAUAAAUUCUGUAAAUAUAACUGGCCUUAAUCCAGGAACAUACUGCAACAUCUCCAUAGUUUCCGUAUCUGGGAACCUACAUGGUGACCCACUCCAGAUCAUCGUGAAUUCAUCCGAGACAGAGCCUGGAAAAGUCAGCUCUUUUGCAGUCACAGAAGUUACUACAGAUAGCAUUGAUGUAAAAUGGGUAGAUCCGGUGUGUAAAAAUGGAGAUAUCCUCCGAUACAAGUUAUCAAUCUCACAAGAUCAAGGAUCAGUUCAAACAAUAGACGGUUUUCAAAAUACCUGGUCGUUUAAAACUUUGCAAAAAGGAACUUUCUACAACAUUACCAUAGCAGCUGUAAACACCAAAGGCGAUGGACCGAUAUCAUAUUUACAGGUUUACACUCGUGAAGCAGCUCCCAGCAAUGUCACCAAUCUUCGGGCAACGAAUAUCUCAUCAUCUUCUGUAUUUGUUUCUUGGGGAAAACCCACUUCCCCAAAUGGUAUCAUUCAAAAUUACGAAGUUCUGGUACAAUUACAUUCAAACUGUGUACAAAAAAUAAAACUUAAAUGUAGCCAUUGUAUGAGAAAACAUAAAGAUGAUUCUGCACAUUUGAAAGAAGAUCCAGAUCAGAAACCAACUAUUCCACCGGAAUCUGAGAAAUGUACCCCCCAAAAAUCAAUCAACUUCAUGGAAAACAACAACAUGAAAUAUUCAGUUGUUGUCCACGAUUUAAAGUUCUUUACAGAGUACAACAUCUCUGUAUUUGCAUUAACAUUCAUUGGGUCUGGACCGGUUUCAAACACAGUAGUCAGAACAUCAGAGGACAGGCCAUCACAGCCUACGAAUCUUCGGGGAAAUAGUACCUCGGAAUCGGAAAUCUCACUGGAAUUUCAAACCCCAGUAUUUCGAAAUGGACAUAUUAUUCGUUUAGAUAUGGAAUAUAAAUACAAAACGCAGAAUACAUGUCUUUCCGAUAAUUUGAAAUAUGAAACAAGAACUAAAAUUGUACAAUUGAACAAUUCCAUAGGCGAAAUAUACGUCUCCUCUCUUGAAAAUCUGUAUAGCUACUGGGAUUACACCAUAAGAGCAAGAAUGGCUACAUCUGCUGGAAGUGGAGAUUAUAGCAAACCCAUAACUAUACGCACAAAACCUGAUGUUCCAGAAAUUGUCAGAGACAUUAACAUGGGACAUUUAACAUCUAGAAGCGUUCCACUAACUUGGAAAAAACCAUGUCAACCUAAUGGAAUAAUUGAAUAUUAUCUAAUCAAAGUGAUUGGCAGGAUCGUGUUGGAAGCCGAUCCAUUACAAAUCCCAUCCAACGACACGUCUUACACUGUAACUGAUCUUCUUCCUUAUCGGCAAUAUUCAUUCAACAUUUCAGCUAAAGUUGUCGGUGUGAACAUUGCUGGAGAAUCCGUUAAAUCACGAGCAGUGAAUACAACCACUGAAGCUGCCAAGAAACCCAGAAACGUGACAUUUAACACCACACCGUUUUCUGUUUUCCUGAGAUGGGAACUACCGAUUUUACAAACUGGUCCAACGUAUUACAGAGCCUAUGCACUUGAUUCAAGAAACAACAUAAAUACAUCAAGCUGUUUAACAACAGGGUAUAGGAACACAUCAUGCACGAUACAGGACCUGCAUCCGUUUUGGAAUUACAGUGUAACAAUCUCUGCUAUCACUGAUCCAUUUGGGCCAAAUUCUACUACAGUAAUCAUCCGUACCAAGGAAAGUGCUCCAGGAAAAGUAAGAAGUUUUCAAGUCUCUCAAGUUCAAAAUGUCACUGCUCCGCGUGAAAUUACGUUAUUGUGGGCGGCACCAUCAGAGACGAACAGGAACGGAAUAAUACGAAAAUAUUUCAUACAGUACUGGGUGGUAUAUUCCACAGGGAGACUUAUUGGUCAGGUUAAGACGCUUGCAUACGCACCGGACAUACUUUCGACUAGUAUAACACAGAUAUUGCCAGAAAAUACAUACUUUUUCCAAAUAUUCCCAUCUACGAUAGCUAAUGCUACUGAAAAGGAUUAUGUCAAUGAAACAAUCAAAAUUUCUGCCGGAGCACCGAUUCCUAUUAAAUUACCCAGUUAUGUGAAAGUCAUAUCGUUGGGACCAUCUGCAAAACUUUCAAACGACGAGCAGCAAUUGUCUGUUUCCCUUAAUUAUCGAUCCCUUUGUGAUAACUUAAAUGGAAAUCCAGACUCGUGGUACAUUAUCGUCGCUGAACAGUCAAGCAUACCAGAAAAAUUAUCAUCACCAUUUCAUGACUCAAGGACGAAGUACGAAAGUUUCAUCAAGGAAGAGUACAAAACGUGGUCUAAUGUUCACUCACAAGACCAUUUUCAGCCUUACAUAGCGACUACUGAUCUGAAUCCUGGAUGUAAUAAAUACAGGAGACACAAAAGAGCUACGGAAGACAUCUUGAAGACUUAUGAUGUUUUGAUUGGAGAAGAGGAAGAUUGUGAUGGAAUAUCUAAGACCUACUGCAACGGAUAUUUGAAACCCGAUAAGGAAUACAGGGUUCGCUUUGCAGUUUGUACCAGUGAAGGAUGUUUGGAAUCUGAGUUUUCAACACCGCUGAAAACAAAGCCUAACCUGGUACCUGUUAUAGCUGGUUCCCUGUCUGCUGUUGCCGCAGUUAUAGUAUCGGUUGUUAUUAUUAUUGUGAUACUGAAACGUAAAGGAAAAGGACCAUUCCAGAAAAAAAUCCGAGUGGUAGAAAAAGGGAAUGAUGAUGUAAAUUUCACAAGCGAACUUGAAAAUGUUGCCAAACCUGGACCAGUUGAAAUCGCAGAGUUUGCUCAACAUGUGCAUACAAUGCGCGCAGACAGUAAUCUGCUGUUUUCCAGAGAAUAUAAGCUACUGAAAGACACCUGUCCAAAGCAUACUACAAAAGCUGCUGAAAUACAGGUCAACAGAAUAAAAAACAGAUAUACCAACAUUCUAGCAUAUGAUCACAGUCGUGUAAACUUGCUUGCCACAGAAGAUGAUGAGGGAUCAGACUAUAUUAACGCCAACUAUAUUCCGGGACAUAAUUCAGAACGAGAGUACAUCGCCACCCAAGGCCCACUUCCUUUUACACGUGAUGAAUUUUGGAGAAUGAUCUGGGAACAGAACGUCAGUAUUAUAGUCAUGCUGACUCAGUUGGUGGAAAGAGGAAGGAGGAAAUGUGAUCAAUAUUGGCCUGAUACUACUCGAGAACCAGUUUACUAUGGGGACCUUGUAGUUGAAAUUGAGUCUGAAUCAACGCUUCCUGAUUAUGUUCUACGUGUCAUGUCAGUAAAAUUGGGCGACACCAGAAAAACUGUUAAACACUUUGCGUAUUUGCCAUGGCCUGACAUGGGUAUUCCUGAAACCUCAGAAGCCAUGCUUAAGUUUGCGAAAGAGGUCAGGAGCCAUCAACCCCCUCCCGCAACUAAUAGAGGACCUUUUGUUGUUCACUGCAGUGCUGGUGUGGGUCGCACUGGAACCUACAUUGCAGUCGAUUAUCUCAUGCAACACGUCAGGACAAGUGAUGUCAUAGACAUAUAUGAUUUAGUAAUGAAAAUGCGCAACAACCGGCCAAAUAUGGUUCAAACUGAGGACCAAUAUAUUUUCAUCCAUGACUGCAUUAAAGACUUUAUUAAUCGCGGUGAUGACGAUGACAGCAAGGAUGGAGAAGUCAAUGCAAUAUAUCAAAAUGUGUAGCCAGCCAUUGCCUUUAAACAGCCGGGUUAGGCAGACAAGUACGCGUCGGUUUCAAGACGUCCAUUCUUCAUUUUUACUUUUCAUCAAUUAUGAACAAUCACUUUUACCUCUAUAGUGUUGAAUAUUUCUAUAAUUUUAUUUCUUGAAUUUCUUUUGUGUUUUUAAUUAUGCCAUUUUUUGUAAACAAUUGAAUGAGAUGUCUUUGAACAUGUUCGUAUAUAUUCAAUGAUGUAAUGCAUUAUUAUAAAUGAUAUAUUUUGAAAUAUAGGUAUAAAAGGUAGUAAAAAAAAAAGUCAUUGUAUUAUCAGGAAAAAGACUUAAUCAUGUGAUGUACAUGCUAGCAAAUAUGUUGUUUUUACAGUUUUCCUUAUUCUGCUUUACUCUUCUGAAUAUGUAUUCGUUCUUAAUCCAACCUUCAUGUGUGUUUGUGUGUAACACUAUUUAAAGACAGAAAAAAACUUAUUUUGAUUGAAUGGACAAAAUCAGCAAAGAAAGAGUAAUAGAAAUUCUGGAUUGGUAAAUUUUCUGAAAGUGUUGUCUUUUUGCUGUUUUUUGGGGGUUUUUUUUUUUUUUUUGGCAUUUUGUUUUAUUUACACGUUGUUUUCUUGUUUUCCCCCAUUUUCAUUACGAUAUUUUAGUCUGCCCUGUCCGUAUAUAAAAGUGGGUGUCUUCCACAAAUAAGAAGAAUAAUUGAAUAUGUUUUGAGAAAUUCGGACAGUACAGAUCCUCAUUUUGAAUGAAUAUCUAGGUGAACCCUUUAGCUCACACUUAUGAAUAUCCAAACGUGUGUGAAUAAUAUUUAAUGCAUAUAGCAAAAUGUCCUUGUAAGGAUUUUCCUUUAUUUUUUUUGGCUCGAAAGAGAAUGACAAAGUAUAUAUCAUCAACUCAUUCUGUAUCUUGAUGUGUUUAUUAUUGUAGCUAAUUUUCAAAUAGACAUAAAAGUAAGGUUUAUAUUUCAUUUUGUAUUGUUACUGACUUUGUUAUGGAAAAUCCCGAGUGAUAUAAAUAAUUAGUUGUUGUCAAUACCAAAUAUAUAGCUUUGUCCAGUAUCUUGUUUACAGUCAUAAUUUGUAAUAUUUUCAAUCAUAUAAUUUAUAUACGUUUGAAGGGUGAUACAAAAAAGUAUGAGACUAGUGCCUUCGAUUCUACACUCAUCUAGAUUGAAAUACAGUAAAUUUAUGAAUAUUGAAUUCCAAUUCUCAAUGAAUAUUAAGAAUUGAUAAAUCCAUUCCAUGCACAACCACAGCAAUUUCGAAAUAUGAUGUUUAUUUCAAAAUGCUUAAUUAUUUGUCAAAAUUUAUUAAAUGUUAUCCAUGGUCUUUCCCGUAAUCGCUUCUUUUAGUGGGAUUUUUAAAGAGUCUUCAAAAGUAUGUGCUGUCGGAGAGAGAAGUUGUGCAGUUACUAUUGAAAUAAACGCAGACAGAUAGACAAAUAUAUAUUUUGACCUUGGUUAUAUAUAAAGUCUCUUUUUUGAAUAUUUUUUUAAAAAUCUGAACACUUUCUAUAUAUAUAUAUAUAUAUAUAUAUAUAUAUAAUCUUCUGAAAGUUUGAAGACUUUAAAUUAUGCAUCUUUGUUCAUGAAUGUGACUAUGAAAUUGAGAAGUUUUUAUAUUGCAUGUAAUUUGCCUUCAUUUCCUAUAGAUUUUCAAUCUUUGAAUAAAUUUCGCGGACAUGAUUAAAUAAGUUCUACUUGAUGGUCAGAGUGUCAGAACCCUGUUUAUCCUUCAUCGCACAUUAAUUACCCUGAUUUUGGUCUCAAUGAAGAGAAGCUGAUAUAUAUAGUUAUUUUUUCAAUUGUUUACAUGUAAUUUGUUGAUUUUUAUUUCAUGUAUAUGUAUAUAUCCUAACUUUCUAAUAUCAGUACACAAAUAAAGUAACGUCCAUCAUUAGCA
Messenger RNA from Ostrea edulis (European flat oyster), 10658 nucleotides. Its product is annotated as phosphatidylinositol phosphatase PTPRQ-like. Gene Ontology annotation, biological process: protein dephosphorylation. The transcript has 61 exons. NCBI's taxonomy places the organism in Eukaryota, Metazoa, Mollusca, Bivalvia, Ostreida, Ostreidae. Gene Ontology annotation, molecular function: protein tyrosine phosphatase activity; protein binding. The coding region runs from base 289 to 8766 and encodes 2825 amino acids. The record is from RefSeq and is a predicted model, not a curated record.